AUUACACCAUCUCUGCCAAUGGCCUAUAUAACAGUUGUCCAGGAAAGGUGAGACCAUCAGAGAGGAACCCGGCUCAGCUUUGACCACAUCUGUCUACCCAGGGAAACAGCAACACAAGGUCAACCAGAAGAUGGGACUCUUCACCUACUUCAGCCUUUGCCUCCUGGGCAUCCUGGUCGCAAAUCCUUUCCUGGGAGCUGAGGCCGACACCUGCGCCAGGGAGUGGCUGCAAAACCAGGGCAACUGCUAUGCAUACUUUGAUACCAAACUGACAUGGCAGGAGGCAGAGAUUGAGUGCCAGAGCUAUGGCCGUGGGGCCCAUCUUGCCUCUGUCCUCACCAAAGCAGAGACACUCCUGGUGGCCGAGCACAUCUCCACUUACCAGCAAGGCAUAAGCGACGUCUGGAUUGGCCUCCACGAUGUCCGUCAGACCAGGAAAUGGAGGUGGGCUGACGAAUCCACCUACAACUACAAAGCCUGGAUGAACCACCAGCCAGACAACUACCGCAACGCUGAAUACUGUGUGGAGCUGAGAAAAACCACAGACUUUAAACAGUGGAAUGACGCCGCCUGCAGGAAACUCAACGCCUACAUCUGCAAGCAUGAACUGUAGGGAAGACUGUAUCGCCGGACUCUGCCUGCCGGGAUGGAACUGGAUCCGGCCACAAGAGACUGGCUGACUUGGUGGAUGUGUCUCUCUGAUGCCAUUACUCUCCGUCCUUCCACAAAGCCAAAGACCAGCUCCUCUUGUUCAUCCUGUUUUCAAUGCCAUCUCUGAGGAGCUGAUUCUGUCCUCUGCCUCUUUCCCUUCGCCCUUUUCGUGUAUGUGAGUGUAUCUCUGCAGGCACAGUGUGAUGUUAAUAAACCCUUUCUUGCGCAUCUCU
This is a messenger RNA of Lacerta agilis (Sand lizard), 884 nucleotides long. Its product is annotated as C-type lectin BpLec-like. NCBI's taxonomy places the organism in Eukaryota, Metazoa, Chordata, Lepidosauria, Squamata, Lacertidae. Gene Ontology annotation, molecular function: signaling receptor activity. The transcript has 6 exons. The coding region runs from base 131 to 613 and encodes 160 amino acids. The record is from RefSeq and is a predicted model, not a curated record.